This is a messenger RNA of Exophiala bonariae, 2043 nucleotides long. RefSeq lists its product as uncharacterized. The record is from RefSeq and is a predicted model, not a curated record. The transcript has a single exon. The coding region runs from base 1 to 2043 and encodes 680 amino acids. NCBI's taxonomy places the organism in Eukaryota, Fungi, Ascomycota, Eurotiomycetes, Chaetothyriales, Herpotrichiellaceae.
AUGAGACUUCUCAAUGUCGAGACACUCAAGUUGGAGUCAUAUCACCAUGUCGAGACGACUCCGCCGUAUGCGAUACUUUCACAUGUCUGGGAAGAAGAAGAAGUCACCUUCCAGGAUAUUGAUGAACCGUUCCUGGGUAAAGAUUUUCGUGAAUUACAGAAUCGGUUCAAUGAGCUCGAGAAGCGGUUCAACGACAUCAGACAGUUGAUUGCCGACUCUGGCUCACAUGUCUCUGCCAGCACGAGCGACCAAUCCCUGGCUUCGCCCGUGGAUUCUUCAUCUCUUGGAUUUCAUGAUACCACAAGUGGCUCGGCUGAAAGCCCUGCAUUGAUUCAAGCAAGGCGUCUGAAAGGCUGGUCGAAACUUGAGGGAUGUUGCCAUGAAGCUGCACGAUUUGGACUUCGUCAUGUUUGGAUCGACACUUGUUGCAUAGACAAGUCGAACAGUUCAGAGCUAUCAGAAGCGAUCAACUCCAUGUUUGCCUGGUAUAGGGAUGCUGAGCUAUGUUUAGCCUAUCUCAGUGAUGCCUCCGAUGUCAAGGACGCGUUUGACCACUCACGGCCGUCUAAAUGGUUUAGCAGAGGAUGGACGUUACAAGAACUUCUUGCUCCAAGCAAGAUGCUCUUUUUCCAACGAGAAUGGGAACCUCUGGGCACGCGGUCCUACCUAGCCUAUCGCAUCGAACAGAUUACGAUGAUCCCAUCGGUAGUUCUCCAGAACGGUAUCACGACAGUGCAGGAUAAAGAGUUCAGCAUAGCGACCAAAAUGUCCUGGGCAGCUCAGAGAAGGACGACAAGAUCGGAAGAUCGGGCGUAUUCUCUGAUGGGCUUGUUUGAAGUCAACAUGCCCACUCUAUAUGGAGAGGGAGGACAAUCAGCCUUUCAGCGCCUACAAAGUGAGAUCUUUGCUGCGUCUGGAGACCACAGCAUCCUGGCGUGGUGUUCAGAUCAAUUCAGAGUGUUGACAAGGCCACAAAUUAAUGUUACUAUGUUGAAAACGGUUCCACGGCAGAUUACCAAGUUGCUUGCGCCAGGCGUGGAAUCGUUUGCGCCGUCACCACGCUAUCAAGAUCUCCCAGUGAAUCUCGUCAACAGAUUCGAUAUCGCUGCAACUGACACUGUAAUCCCAUUUUAUCCAAUGUUGUUACGACAUCCAUAUGAGGUAAGAACUUCGAAUCUUCAAAAUUCUGGUUCCUGGAGCGAGGCCAAGUAUUCUGAAUCGAGUCAUGGCAUGAGAGUGCAACUACUCUUGGAACGAGUACAUGCGGAUCCGGCGACAAACUGUCACAUCUUCAUUGCACACUUGGCGUGCAGGACGGAGACAUCUAAUGAAAGACUUGGAAUUUUGCUCAUAUCAGAGCGAUUGGGUCAAUUCCAAAGGCUCUUCCCAGACGUCCUUGUGUCAAUCGAUGACAAAUUCCAUAACCUCUCUCGAUUGAUACUGGAAGAUGUGUACAUCACUCAAAAGGGGUCGAGCGGGCAAGACUAUCUUUCUCGCCCACCCAGAUACAAGAGCAUACCCAAAAAUUUCUUCGGCAAAUAUAGCAUUCGCAUAUUGAACCGGGAGGUCGAAAAGUCUGGCUUUGCUCUGCUCGAGUCAACACCAUGCCAACGAACCAGUAUACCAGGCGGUAAAUUGCUGACGUUCGGCUCGAUCAUUCAGAAGCCUGGACCAUCAUUCGGCAAGCUCAUAGCUUCAGAAUAUGCUGGACACCUAACAUUCUCAUGGGGAAGCAUUAACUUUGGUCGAGCAAACAUCCUCCUCUUCGGCCGAAAAUGGGAUCAGAGUUCACACUUGAUUGCGGUGGUAUGGCUGCGGUAUCAAGAUUCGCUCAAGAUCUCAGUGCUUGAGGACGUUGAUCCUGCCAAUCCGAUACCAGAUGAUAUCUCUUUUGCCUCAUACAAUAUUUAUGACACCUUCAUAUCCCACUGGCAAGAGAAGGCAGGAGAGACUGGCGGAAUCAAUGUGGUAUUUCAGGAGAACAAGGUAGAUCCAUCUUUGGGAGAAGAGAGGGAAAAGAAAAUGCAUGUAGUCAUUUUGUAG